Molecule: messenger RNA, 9927 nt
Organism: Biomphalaria glabrata
Lineage: Eukaryota; Metazoa; Mollusca; Gastropoda; Planorbidae
Product: syntaxin-binding protein 5-like
Exons: 30
Coding region: 106-4734 (1542 amino acids)
Biological process (GO): regulation of exocytosis; regulation of protein secretion
Cellular component (GO): plasma membrane; SNARE complex; cytoplasm
Molecular function (GO): GTPase activator activity; myosin II binding; syntaxin binding
Source: RefSeq, a predicted model, not a curated record
UCUGGGAGUAGCAAAAUCGAUCGCUGACAUAAACAAAAUGGCAGCAGCCGAUAUGGAUUGGACUUAGUGACAUGUCUUUUUUUCUGUUAAGCAUUAUUUGGCAUCAUGUCAUCUUCUGCAGCACAGAAAGGUGGUAAAAAAUUUACACUAAAAACUGUUCUAGAUGGAUUACGAGGUUCGGGUAGUUCUUCGCAAAGUCGUCCAGAAACAGAAAUUGAGGAAACUCUACGAAGUGAGCAUUAUCAUGUGACGAAGACUGUCAGACAUGGAUUUCCAUUUACACCAACUGCUCUUGCUUUUGAUCCAAUUCAACAUUUACUGGCUAUUGGCAACAGAAAUGGUUCCUUAAGAAUCAUUGGUCAACCUGGAGUAGAUUGCCACUGUAGUCAUGAAUCUGAAGUAUCUAUUGUACAGAUUUUGUUCCUCAUUAAUGAAGGAGCCCUGGUCACCGUAACAAGUGAUGAUCAAUUACAUCUCUGGAAUUUUCGUCAGAAACGUCCAACUAUAGUACAUUCUCUUAAGUUCCAAAGAGAAAAAAUCUCCAAAUGUCAUUUACCUUUUCAAAGUAAAUGGUUAUAUGUUGGCACUGAGAGGGGUAAUGUUCAUGUAGUCAACAUUGAAUCCUUUACUUGCUCUGGAUACAUAAUUAAUUGGAACAAGGCAAUUGAACUCUCACGUAAGACUCAUCCUGGUCAUGUGGUCCAUCUAAGUGAUAACCCAGUUGAUGCAAACAAGCUUUUAAUUGGGUUUGAAACUGGUGCCAUAGUAUUCUGGGACUUAAGGACAAAGUCUGCUGAAUACAGAUACAACUCUCAUGAGGCUUUGAGAUCUAUAUCUUGGCACAACGAAGGCAAGCAAUUUAUGUGUAGUCACACUGAUGGCAGUUUGUCAACAUGGAAUGUAAAAAUGCCUCAACGACCUGUUUCUGUUACCUCACCUCAUGCCAAAAUUGGUCCUGAAGGGAAACCAGAUUUAUGUAAACCUAUUAAUAAAGUUGAGUGGAGAGCUAAUCGUUCUGGUGAUUCAGUUGUUAUUUUUUCUGGUGGCAUGUCAUAUGACCGAGCUUGUCGAACUCCAACUAUAACUGUCAUGGCUGGCAAGAGCACCACUGUAUUAGAAAUGGAACAUAAUAUUGUGGACUUUGUUAGCAUUUGUGAUACUCCUUGGGUUAAUGAUUUUCAGGACCCUUAUGCCAUAAUAGUACUGCUGCUAAAUGAUUUAGUUGUAAUAGACCUCACAACACCUGGGUAUCCAUGUUUUGAAAAUCCAUAUCCGAUGGACCUUCAUGAAUCUCCUGUGACAGCCUGUCAGUAUUAUGCUAAUUGUCCCAUGGACAUCAUCCCAGCUUUGUAUUCCACUGGCAAGAAUCAGAAAAAAACUGGUUUUAGUGAUAAGCCUUGGCCAAUUAAAGGUGGUUCCUGGGGUUCCAGUGGAACAAGUUACCCUGAAAUUAUUAUAACUGGUCAUGCAGAUGGAUCAUUAAAGUUUUGGGAUGCAUCUUCAGUAACUUUACAAUUUUUAUAUAAAUUAAAAACUGCUAAAGUUUUUGAAAAACCAAAACGACCUUCAGAAGACAAAGAUGAUGAUCCAUUUGCAAUCCAGAAUAUCUUCCUGUGCCUGGAGAGUCGCAUUAUGUGUGUUGCUGGACCUACACAUUGUAUACUAUUUAAAUUUUCCAAGCAAGAGGCUAAUGUUGAGACUGUUGCCUUGGAAUUCUCCAUUGUAUAUGAGGUUUUUGAUGAACUGGAUUCACCUGAUUUUGAUUUUUCCAAACCCAGCCUUAGUGUAAUGGGACAACACAGCAGCAGUAUGGGAUCUUACUCCUCUACAGCCUCAGAAAAUGCAAGAUCAGAGGCAAUAACUUCUGUCAAAGCCAAAACAGGCAAUCACCGAUGGGGACCUGGGUUUCUUCCUGAACUUGUUUGCAUAUUAUGUUGGGUAGAUGGAGAACCUGCAGGAAACAUUACAGUUAUGUCUCUUAAUUCUUCUUAUGGCCUUUUGGCUUUUGGAAAUGAAUCAGGGUUGGCCAUUGUUGAUUACUUACAAAAAACUUGUUUACUUAAUUUGGGCACUCCUGAUUUGUACGGCUCGAUGGAUCCCUAUCAAAGAGCUCCAAGAUCACCUAGAUCCAAAAGGAUCACUGGUGAAGUAUUAGUUCAAGCAUCAGACGAUUGUAAAUCUCCAACUGUUGAUCAGUUAGGUUCACAUCUUGGUCUUCCCCCCAACAGCGCCUGCGGGGGUACACUUAGUUCAUCAAUGGCUCUACUCUCAAAUAAUGCCCCUGCAGUUAAACUGUCAGAUAGCCCAGAUGGAGCUGUCAUCAUUUCAACCUUCAGAAACCAUCCAGCAAUAACCAAAUCCAAAUCUUUGGCUCCAAAUGCUAAUGUUUUAACAACUCAACAAAGCAGCCAACAAACUAUGCACAUAACUGUGACUAGAGCACUGUCAUUAGGAUCAACAGAAACGGCUCCUUUUUCUCUCCCUUUAAAUAACAACCAAAAUAUAGUCUCAUCAGAUAAAAGUUUUAGAACUGAACCAGCUACUUUAGAAGGUCCUAAACCUCCUCCUCGAAAUAAAAAGAAAAAGCAGCAACCAAUUUUGGUUCAUCAACCAGCAUUAGAUUUGCCUCCAUCUCCCAAUAAAGAAGUAGGUUUCACUACUAGCUCAGAUUCCAGUCAUAAUCCUCUCUCACCAUCUGCUCUAAUGCCAGUCAUAUGCUUAUCAAGGUCUGCUAGUGAGACAGGAGAGAAGGGAUUGAAACCUCAGCUGGUUGAAACACUGGAAGCCUUUAAAGAGCCUUAUCUACUGUGUCCUGUUGUUCAGAAAAGUAUUAGUACUGGAGAUAUUCCCUGUGUUCAGUAUAGAAGAAACAGUACUUCUUCAUCAGAUUCUCUAAGAAAAGAGGCUGCAGCAAAGACAAUGUCUGAUCCUAAAAGUUUUAAUGAGUUAUCAGUAAGAGAAACAGAAUCUAAAGAAAUUCUAAGAAAAUCUUCUUCUGAUAGCCAUUUGUCCCUUAAUGAAAGUACUCAGGUACUGCACUACUCUCACCAUAUACCUGGUACUCACAACAGAAACUGGUUGCUGAAAAAAAUACAUGGAAAAUCAAAAAAGACCAAAAAGGUUGAAGGUGAAGAAAAGGAAGCCAAAAGCAGAAAUAUUUCAUGUUCAAAUGAAAUUUUUAUUAAUGAUUCUGGCAGUAGUAUUACUGCAAGUAAUCUAGAGGACAAUUCAAAACUAGCAGAUAAUUAUAGUGUGGAAGCAUUCUUUAAGGAUGUAAAUGAUGUAGACAACACAGAUUGUGGAGUAAAAAGUCCAGCUAGCAGUAAAAAUAUUUUCAGUCGUGUUAGUCUUAAAAUAAAGUCUUUAGGCUCAAGAAAAUCAUCAGAAGAAGAAGAGAAAGAGUUGGGUCCAACUCAUCCUGUUUACAGAUUUUACCAAAAGUCUCAGGAAAAGCUGCAGAAGUUUAAAAUUAAUGUCCUUGACCUAACAGAUGAUCUUGCCCGAAAACAUAACAUGAGAAAAAUGUACCUCUCAGAUGUGAUGCAGUCACGCAAAGCAGUUGACAAAAAUGAUGGAUCAUCAUUUUCAAGGUCAAGAAGCUCUAGUAUGUCAAGUUUAGACAAUGUUACAAAAGAGGCUAUCCAGUGUUUAGUGUUUGCUGAUUCUUACACAAGAAAACAAGAUAAUGAGACAUCUCCAUGUUUAUGGGUUGGCACUAGCUUGGGCUCUGUGAUUGUUAUAGUGUUAGUACUACAGCCUGAUCAGAGACACUCACAGCCUGUAAUAGUUUCACCUAGCGGUUCACUCUAUAGAAUGAAAGGUGCCAUUGUAUGUAUGUCCUUCUUGGACUUCAAAGGUGGCCUUAUACCAGCAGUAAGUGAACAAUGGAGGGACAAUAGAGACAACAGAGAUAUUACUGAAAGGAUAAGCAAUAAAGCUACAAGUAGGCAAAUGUCUGUGAGUAACUCCAAGCCAAAGAUUUCUCCUACAUCUUCUACUGAAAUAAAUAAUGAUAGACAGUUUGCUAUAAUCUGCUCUGAAAAGCAAGCGAGGGCUAUAUCUUUGCCUUCUCAAACCUGUGCUUUUAAAGUGAAAGUAACUGAAACUUCCUUUGUUGUUAGAGCUGAGGUGGUAGCAAUGAGAGAGAGUGUUUGCCUGAUGUGUUAUGUAGCUAAUGGCCAUAUUGUGGCAUUUAGUUUACCCAGUCUUAAGCCUUUAUUUGAUGCAGAUUUCUUGCCUCUAACAGAUUACAGAGUGGCCAGAACAUUUUGUUUCAGUAAUAACGGACAUGCAAUGUUUCUUUGUUCACCAUCUGAAAUACAGAAAAUUACUUACUCCUCUGAAAUAACUGAAAACUUAAAUGAAAUGUUGGGAGAAUUGUAUCUUCAUAAAGAGACUCCUGAGCCCCCCAAGCAAGGUUUUCUAAAAACAUUAUUUGGUGGUGGUGUGACAACAUUGGACAGAGAAGAACUUUUUGGGGAAGCAAGUGGUAAAGCAUCCAAAGGACUUGCUAAACAUAUACCUGGCUCUGGCAAUCUUCAUCAGCUGGCACAUCAGGCGGGUGCCUCGAGCAGUGAGUUCACUCGGACUAGAAUGCUGCUGUCUGAAAGAGGUGAAAAACUGGGAGACCUAGAGGACAGAUCAGCUCAAAUGAUGAACAGUGCAGAACAGUUUGCAUCAGCAGCACACAAUGUUAUGCUCAAAUGCAAAGACAAAAAGUGGUAUCAGUUUUGAAGGGCUGUCAAUAUUUGAAAACCUUUGAGUUAGUGCUACUCCUUAUGUAGCUUGUGUCAUCCAACUGAUACCUUCAGAAGUGUGGAGACUUGUGCUGAGACUUCAAGGAACUAAGUUGUAGGAGCGAUUGACUUAGCAGGAGCCUCACAUCCACUCAACAAUAAACAAAACCUGGAAAAUAGAAUUUCUCAGAAAAUCUAGCCUAACAUUUUUUUUAGUUUGUAUUGUAAUUGCAUAAUUAGUUCCAAUUUUUUUUUUUGUUUAUAUAUAUAUAUAUAACACACCUACACUUCUAAGUUGUACUAGAUACAUUCCAUAUACUAGUACCCUAAUUUUUACUUAAUAAAAUACAUUCCUAUUUUAUAAACUUUAUUAGAUCAUUCUAUGAACCAAUUGGUUAGUGAUGUAUGUGUAUAGAGGGGGACAAUUAUUCUUUCUCCAUUUAAUUAGUUGUCUUAUUUCUAUUUAUAAAAAUGUUAUUCCUUCUAAACAUGCAUUUCUAGGUCUGAGUAUCUGGCAAUUUACUCUUCAGAUUUGUGAUAGAUAAAAUUUUUAUAGCAGGUUUGGACAGUUAUUUGCUGACUUAAUUGGUGUCAUUUAUUUGUAAAUAUAAUCACUUAGAAUACCAUUUGAAUUGUGUAUAUACUAAUGAGGACAUUGAGAGUACAUUUAUCAUCUACUAACUAUACAAGUCAUACCUGCAAUACUUCCAAAUAGCUCUUAUUGUAUGAGUGAUUUAAUGCAGACCUUUUGUCCUUUUAUUUAUGUUAUUGUGCUAAUUUCAAACUUCAUCAAAUUAAUUGUCAAGUUGUUUACAUGACUGUGUUGAUACCUUUUUUUUUAAUUGUUGGUAUGGUAAUUAUUUUUUAAAGCUAUGCUGCAAUUUUUUUUUUAUUAAAAAAAUAAAAUUUGAAUUAUUAUUACAUUUGAAUUAUUUAGUGUUUAAAGAUUUAUUAAGGCUUAUUUUAUUUAUAUUAGAAAAAGCUUUAAUGAAACAUAAUAAUAAAGAAGUAAUACAUUAACUGAUUUUCAUAUCCCAUUGCUUUAUGGCAAGGAUUUUUAUACAGGGGUAUGAACAAGGAAAAUAUAAGUGUUCCCUCCCCCACUCUAUCAGUUUUAUGAGGAUUGACAGUUAAGUUACCUAAUCACAACUUUACAUUAGGCACAAUUUGACUUAACCUAAUAAUUUCAUGGAUUUGAUAAAAGAUGGUAAAUUUUUAGCCAAAUUUUGUCAUUUUAAGGAGAGAAAAAAGUAAAAAUGUACAAUUUCAAUUCAAACCUAUAUUACAAAACUAUUUUGAUUUUUAAAAAAAGUUAUACCUCCUUUGAAAAAUCCAUAUCCUUUGAAAAAAAAAAAUCAUUUCUAUAGACACUACUGUUGAGAACAAGUGAUUGUUAAGACAUUCUUAGAUAUAUCAUUUUUAACCAGAUAGACUUUUCUGACUAUCUGGAAAGUUGCUGAAAAUAUUGAGUACCGUAUUUAUAUGUGCUGAAACUUUCAUUUUUUAUUACUUUAUGAUGAAAGUUUACGGUCUUGAGUGUUAACACUAUAUUAUUCACCAUCUUUCCCUUUGAUGAGGGUAAAUAAUUGAACAAAAUUCUCACAUUGUUUGGCCCUCUGCAUUAAAAAAGUAACAAAAAGUUAUGUAAGACAAUGCCCACGUCUACUAGUCAAUACUUUAUUACAUUAAAUGCUAGCAAAUGAAUGUCUUGUUAAAUGGUCUCCUGGCUACUCAAGCCAACAAACUGCUGGUCUAGAGUUAGUAUGUUUUAGUGAUACUAUUUAAAAUAUCUUAUGUCCUGUGGGUAAUUUGAGAUUUGUUUUUCAUUUUACUUUUCUUGAUAUUUUGUUUAGUCCCUCAAUGUUUCCGUUGUUUCUUACAUGUCAGUUCUAAAAUGAAUGUUGGAAACUUACUUUAUUUGAACUCAUGUGAUAUUUUUGUUCAGUGAAUGUUACUCACUGUCUUUCUCUGUAAUACUGUGACAAUAGUAGUUUGAUUCCAAAUUUACUAAUAUUGAUUGCUAGUUUUGGCUUACAUAUUUGAUGUAUUUCAGUCAUCAGCAGAUAUUUUAUCUUUUUGAGUUUGAUGUGUGUAACUAGUCAGAUUUUGUUUAAUGAUUUUUUCCUAUUAACUCCAAUACCAAUAAAAUAUGGAUUCAAUAGGAUCCUCUUGUUCAAACACAAAAUGCUGUUAGUUGACAUUGUGAGAAAGUCUGCUGUAUUUCCCAGAGAAAUUCAAGUUUGUUUGGCCAGUUUGUAAGAUAAAAUGUUGAGCACAAGUUUUUCAACCUAAUUAUUUAGCAACAAUUAGUUUGAUAGUAGUCCUGUAUAAUUGCAAAGCACCAUUUCUUAAAAGUCAUAAACAAAUGUAUCAUUAUCAUGUUAAUGUAACCAAAUAGCUUCUUUUAGGCUACUAAAUGCAUUUUUGUUAUAUCUUGGUAGUUCUAUGUUAAAGGGAAAUUUCCAGUUGACACUAGAUUUGUUACUUGUAAUAGUGAUCUUUGUUCUUGGUGAAACUGUCACUGUACUACAGAUUAUGUGCAAUAAUACUGUACUUGUAGGAUAUCAUUUUGUAUUGAACACAUGAAAUGGAACUAGUGCAAUAGCUUAAACGAAUUGUCCACAGAACUAGUUAACAUUUAUGAUAAUUUCAAUAAGUUUAACUAGUGAAUGUUAACAUAGCUAUAAAAAUUUGGAAAAGAUCAACACUAUAUUAAUGUUCAGUCAAGAAAACAAUGCCCAAGCUUGAAGUGAAUAAAUAAGAAAUGUACAUAUUGCUUAGUGAGUUUUAUCCUAUAUUUAGAUCUACAUUUUCAUGUUGAAAAAACAAAACGGAAUUGUAAUAAUUAUUUAAAUGAGCGUAUUAAACACACAUUAACCAUUGUGUAACAUUGAGACUAUCUUUUAGCGAAACUAUUAGGUAAAUGUUUUUUAUUCUCUGCUUUGAUUAAGCAUGAAAGUCAUUCCAAUAACAACAGAAAAGGGUUCAACUGGAUUUAAUUGAACAUUUUAGAAUCACUUCAAUCUAAUUGUGUAGUGUGUAAUUGUUAACUGCUAUGAUACUCUGUGAUAAGAUCCAUUGUCUUAUUUGUAAUCUGGGACAUUUGCUAGCAUGUUAGCAGGAGAAGCUGGUGUUUUAACUUCUAUAUAUUGUACAUUGAGUAUGUUGUAUUAUUAUGUGACUGUUGAGUCUAGUAGGAGACCCUUCUUUAUGUAGACAGUCUUCAAGCACAUCUUUUUAUGUUGUACUGCCACAAGUCAAUAGUUACAUGUGCUGAUUGGAUAUACAGCAACUAUCUAUUUCGUUCAAUCAACAUAUUUCAAUGUAUCCACACACACAAUAUUUUUAGACAAGUUCUCUCAUGUUUGCCAGUGUCAUAAUUGUGUGAGAAUUUCAUGGUGGACAAAUAACUGGUAGACUAUUUUUAUACUUGACCUCAACUUGCUUGUGACUCCUCUAUUGGGUUUAUUGUAUGUGUCACAUUAGCAAGUGAUAAACCUUCUUUCUUUUACAGUUCAUGAAUCCUGUAAACAUUUGUAGAAUGAUAAGACACAACUAAUAAAGAAUACUACAAAGUCAAAAUUGUUUUUGUUUGUUUACAGUUAGAAGUUCAAUACAAAUAGCUGCCAUGACAAAAAUCAAAUGACUAGCAGGUGGUUGGAGGCAAGAGCAAAACACAAAAGUUACACUUACAAUUAGAAGACUAGACUUGUAUUCAAAUACAAAUUAAUUGUGGCUUUUUUUCCAAUAUAUUCUAAUAAUGAUGUAUAGCUAGUCUGAGACAUGACAAAGUAUACAAUUAAAUCAAAGAUGAGAAAGGUGAAGCUUUUUUUUUUUAUUUUCAAUGGUUAGUAAGUGCACACAAAAUGAAAUGUACACAAAUGGAAUAUAGUUUGAUUUUCAUCUGUACAACUGUAACAUGGAUAUGACAAAAGAUCUCAUCCAUUAAAAAAAAAAGGGAUAUUUAUAUUUUACAAUCAUUCUUGUCAUUAUUGAAAGUCAAUAAACAUUAUUUUCUAGUCAUAAAAUAAAAGCAAUCCCAAUGUUUAUUACUAAAAGAGUUCACAACAUGACCAUUUCUAAAUAAAAUAGUAUCCCACAACUAAUAAACUUGUCAUUGUUCAUUUCCCAUGCAUUUGUAGUCCUAAGCUUCGUACAUUGGCAUUAAUUUUACAGACUUUUUGUCAUUUGUAAUCUAUCGAAAAUAAUUUGUAACAAUAGAUCAAGUAUAAGUAAUCAGCAGUAUCCUAUAAUUUUAGAUUCUGUAAGUUGCACUUGAGAAAUAAGCUUGUUAUUUAAGAGAAGAGAAAAACUGGAAUGAUAAUAUUGUUGAACAAAACAAUGUGUGGGUACAAAUUAGUAUGUUGUUUGAAGGGAGUAGUGUUGCUGCUUGUUUUAUACAAUGUAGAGGAGGAAAGGAAUUCUAAUGCUAGGCAAACAGAUACUUGAGUGGGUUUACAGAAGUAUAAUUACCUUUCCAAUGCAGAUAAUCAUUAACAUUUUCUUAGGGUUUAGACCAAAACAAAAAUGGAAUCCACAAUAACUUUUAAUAAACAAUGCAUAGUGAGCUAGAGAUGCUAGGAGUUUUUUUUCACAAGGCACUCUGUGGAGAUGAAUGAGAUUCAAAUUUAUUUGAUGCCUAUGGGCUUUCUUAUCCAUAGCAUUUGAUAGGAAUAGUAUCUCCUCCUCAUUGUUAGUUAAGUAUCAGUCAGGAUUAGCUAGUUUUUAGUUAAGCUUUAGUCCACAUGUGGACAUCAAAUUUUACCAUUAAAUUUGAAGUCUUUUGAGAGCCAUUCUUUGAUGUAUAAAGUUAAAAAUUACCAAAUCAAAUGGUCACGGUCACAUGAUGACCAUUGAUAAAAGAAUGAAAAAUAUGGUCAUGUCAUAUCCAUAUGUGAUAUUCAUGUGAUAUCCAUGUUUGAUUCAAAUUAGGUUGUUAAUUGAAUAGAAUAGGUCGGGAAGCAUGUGGCUCAAGAGUGUUUGUUUACCAUUGGUGAAUGAGGUCCAUUGUUCGUCUUAAAAUUAAUAUCAAUAGCAAUUUUAACAUUCUAGAAUGGCCUGAUUAUUUGUGUAUAUUAGUUUACAAUUUGAUUUGAUGAGCUUUGUGACAUCAUUUGUAUGAGUCUGUCUAAUACAUAGAUUACAUCAUGGAGAAUACAAAAAGGGUUUUUAAAAUUUAAAAAAAAAACAA